AUGGCCUCCUCCCCCCAGCCGGCCUCUCCCAGGCGUAGUCGUGGUUUCAGCUCCAGCGGUCGCUCUGAGAAAUCUCAUCGCUCCAGCGGUUCGGGCCCUAAAAUCCAGCUCACUGAAACUGCAGAAGAGAAAGCUCGUCGCAGUCUUCAGACCAAGGCCGAUCCGAUGAUUGCAAUGAGUGAGGCCCAACCAAAUUUGGUUGCUCUUGAGAAAUCAAAUCUGGGUAGCUUGCGCUCCAUUCAGCAUAAAGAUCAAUAUGGCAACUUAAUCACCGACCCCGAUCUGUCAAACCCAACUCGCCCUCGAUUUGAACGUCCCUUAGAUACUAUCCGUUCAUUCGAAGCUGCGAUUUAUGGCCCAUAUAGCAGCAGACCCGCUUCUUAUGCGAGAACUGCGGAUGAACCUAGCGCAGAUUAUAACCGACGAAGCAGCUACUACACAGGUAUUUGCGCGCCCUACACCGAUUUAUUGCUUGGACCGAACCAGAACUCCAACCGAGCCUACAACGACCAAGGAGGCCAAUACAACGGACGUCCCAACUACUCGAGACCGAGCAGCUACAUCGAUAAUGGAAACGGCUACCAUAAUGGUAGCGGCCCCCCGGAGAAUUACUAUCCGUACACUCAGAGUGGUGGUAGCCGGCGACCCCGUUUCCCCCAGCAUCGCGCUUACACCGACCAACCCACGUAUGUCCAAAAUCAACAGAACGGAUACUACAAGUCGUCCGAUAACUUUACCGCGGGCUCGGGUUCUGGGUCCGGAAGCAACCCCGAUCAAUGGGGCAAUUCGACUGAUCCCAGCUCGGUAAACAGCUCUAUCGACCAGCUUCAGCAGCAGCAGCAGCAGCAGCAGCAGCAACAGCAACAACAGCAGGAGAAAGCGGUUGCCGACAGCUAUGGCUUCAACGGAUUUGGACCUGGUCCGGAUUUUAGCAACACUGCAGUAUCGGCUGACGCGGCCGGGAACGCCAGCUACGGUCGCGCUGCACCGCCAGCGAUGGAUCCAAACAUGGGCGGUCCAGUAGGUGGACCGCCUGCAGCUGCAGCCCCGUCUCUCGCAGGUGGUGCUCGCCACCUCCAGCGUAAGAUGGGAAACAGUGUCUCGGAUACGGGCGACAACACGAAAAGGCGAAGCUGGUUCAAGCGAAGGUUCAGCAAGAAUUAA
This is a messenger RNA of Aspergillus ochraceoroseus IBT 24754, 1164 nucleotides long. RefSeq lists its product as uncharacterized. The coding region runs from base 1 to 1164 and encodes 387 amino acids. Lineage: Eukaryota; Fungi; Ascomycota; Eurotiomycetes; Eurotiales; Aspergillaceae. The record is from RefSeq and is a predicted model, not a curated record. The transcript is spliced from 5 exons.